CCCCAAUUCAAGAAAAAAAUUCAUAUGACAUAAAUAUUCAAUUCAUAACCACAAUUACAUAUCUUCCCAUUUCAUACAUGUCUCUCUACCUCUCCAAAUAAUAGACAUGGGGGAAAGAAAAAAGUUAUACCCCCAAAAGGAAAAAAAAAGGGAAUAAGGAAACUGUUCUUCAUCUUUACCAUCUUUGAACAAAUUUAUAUAUUUUGGUGUAGAAAUGACAAGUUUAUAUGUAUGUAUUAAUAAAAGAUGAGAAAGAUGGGUUUGGAGGAGAAGGCGAUUCACAAAGGUAAUAAUGAGAGAUAUGCAGAAACCACCAAUGGUGUUUCACAUCCUGAAGGAAAGGGAAAUAGGCCUAACAACAAAUAUGUGUUAGCUUGCGCCAUCUUUGCCUCUCUUAAUUGUGUUCUUCUUGGAUAUGAUGUGGGUGUUAUGAGCGGAGCCAUUAUAUUCAUGCAAGAAGACCUACAACUCACAGAGGUGCAAGAAGAAGUCUUUGUGGGAAUCCUAAGUAUAGUUUCUCUCUUGGGAAGUUUAGCAGGAGGAAAGACAUCAGAUGCCAUAGGUAGAAGGUGGACAAUGGCUUUUGCAGCAAUGGUUUUCCAAUCAGGUGCCGCCAUAAUGGCUAUAGCCAACAGUUUCAGAAUCUUGAUGUUCGGUAGAUUCUUGGCUGGAAUCGGGAUUGGGUUCGGGGUCAUGAUCGCACCUGUAUACAUAGCGGAGAUAUCCCCUGCCAUUGCCCGGGGCACUCUCACUUCGUUCCCUGAGAUAUUCACGAACCUCGGGAUUCUGCUCGGGUAUGUUUCGAAUUAUGUGUUUUCGGGUUUGCCCCCGCAUAUAAGCUGGAGAGUCAUGCUUGCCGUGGGGAUAACACCCUCAGUUUUUAUUGGGUUUGCACUAUGUAUCAUCCCGGAGAGUCCUAGAUGGUUGGUAAUGAAGAAUAGGAUUGAUGAAGCAAGGUUGGUGUUGUUGAAGACCAAUGAAAAUGGUAGAAAUGGGGUUGAGGAGAGGUUAGCUGAUAUUCAAAGAGCAGCGGCCGAUUGUGCUGGCGGAGACAAGUAUCAAGGGAAGGAUGUAUGGGGUGAGCUUUUGAGCCCGUCGCCCGGUGUUCUGCGAAUGCUCAUCGCCGGUUGUGGCAUUCAAGUGUUUCAGCAAAUCACAGGUAUUGAUGCAACUGUGUAUUACUGUCCAACGAUCUUCAAAGAUGCUGGGAUGAGGAGCAACUCCCAUCUCUUGGCUGCAACUGUGGCUGUUGGAUUCACAAAAACAAUCUUCAUCCUGAUAGCUAUUAUGUUGAUUGACAAGGUAGGUAGGAAGCCAUUGUUGUACAUGAGCACCAUUGGCAUGACAGUUUCUCUAUUAGCUCUUGGAAUCACACUCUCUUUGCCUUCCUCCUCUUCAUCAUCUCAUGUCAAUCUGGUAAUCCUCUUUGUUUGUUCAAAUGUGGCAUUCUUUUCUAUCGGAAUCGGUCCGAUAUGUUGGGUUCUAUCAUCGGAGAUCUUCCCGUUGAGGCUUCGAGCUCAAGCGUCGGCCCUCGGGGCAGUCGGCAGCAGAGUUAGCAGUGGGGUGGUGGCCAUGUCUUUCCUAUCUAUGUCUCGUGCCAUUACUGUGGGAGGGACGUUUCUGUUUUUUGCUGCUGUUUCCGCUGUGUCUGUGGCCUUUGUUCAUAAGUGUUGCCCUGAAACAAAGGGGAAAUCAUUGGAAGAGAUUGAGAUGAUGUUCCAGAAUGAUAAUGGUGGAGGAAGAGUGCAUGUCGAAGAUGCUGAACUACUUCUAAUGCAGAGACAAGAAUCUGUGUAUUAAUCAUUAAAAAACAAAUUCAUUUUGCAUCUUUGAUGUUUUAAACACAAAUGGGAGUAAUAGUUUGAAGUAAAACAGUACUUCAAAUUUCAUGAAAUCUUACGUAGUGAAAUUAUUUUUUUGUUUUGAAUAUUCAAAAAGCAUCAGUUAGUGCCUUCGUCCUAUUUCAGUCCCAUUUUGUCAACACACAUAACUCUUAAUCUCUUAUUUUAUAUAUCAAAUUUUUAUUAAAUUUGAUUUUGGUUUUUGCGACUUUG
Messenger RNA from Cuscuta epithymum, 2054 nucleotides. The record is from the annotation of a GenBank genome assembly. Lineage: Eukaryota; Viridiplantae; Streptophyta; Magnoliopsida; Solanales; Convolvulaceae.